CAAAAUUAAUAUAUUAAAUCUAUUAUUAUUAAAUUAAUUCGAAAUUAAUCUAGAUUAAAUUUUAAUAAUUUAAUAAAAAUGUUAAUAUUACUAUUUUGUUUUACAACGUUUUACGGUGUCAGCAAUUCGGCUUUUUACGACUCUUUCCAUGGCACUGUGAUUAGUACGGAAGACAUGAAACAACAUAUGAAGAGAAAUACUACGUUCUGGUGUAUCAAUGAUAUAGCACCAUGCGAUCCUAAUGAAGGGAGACGAAUAGACGGGUCGUGCAAUAACUUGGAGCAUCCCACUAGAGGUGCAACCCAUACUCCAUUUUAUAGAGUCUUGCCGGCAACUUACGAUGAAGAUUUUCAACCAAAGAAGACAAAAUCCGGCAAAGAAAUGCCUUUGGCCCGGCAACUACGUACUCACCUCCUAUCUGAGGGUCGGAUACCAAGCCAGAGAUUCACACAACUUGCCACGCACUUCUUCGUCUUCCUGCCAGCCGAUAUAAUCUCCGCACAAGAUACUGUGAACUUUAUAAUGUGGAAACCAUACUGCUGCCUACCCAAAGGUAAAACUGAUAGAGACUGCACCCCUAAUAAGGUUCCAGAUGACGAUCCGGUAUUCCGUCACUCGGAUAUUCGGUGCCUUAAUAUGACCAGACCUAUAUCAUUCCAGUCUUCUGGAUGUAUUAAAAAUGAUACUGUUCCAGAAAGGAUAGUAUCAUCAACUCCAUUAUUUGAUCUAUCAAAUAUAUACGGCACGAUAGAAGAAAGUGCCAUAAAAAAGGCUCGAAAAUUUGAACGUGGUUUGUUGAAAUACGACGUUGAAAAUGGUAGAAUAUGGCCGCCAGGAACCAAGACAUCCAUCAAUUUAUGUUUGCUCAACCAAAAACCAGCUGAGACACGAUGCCAUGAUACACCUGAAGCUGCAACCAACACCGUUCUUGGAAUUAAUCUCUUCUCAAUUUGGCUUUGGAGAUAUCACAAUCUUAUAGCCAAUGAAUUGGCUAACCUGAACCCAUGUUGGAGUGACGACCGUCUAUUCUACACGGCCAGAGACAUCAAUAUUGCUACAGUUCUGCAGAUAUUUUACUAUGAAUUUCUUCCCUUGAUGUUGGGUCGAGAAAACAUGGUUCGCGACGGUGUUAUAUCAUCGUCAUCAGGUUUCAGAGAUUUAUAUAAUUCCAAUGUACUUCCUCAGUUAUCUUUAGAAUUUCCUUUUGUACUUCGAUGGGUGCAUACUAUGCAAGAGGGCAAUUUGAAAUUUUAUGAUAAACACGGCCACUAUCUUCGACAAUUCCCGCUAGUGAAUCUCACGCUAAGAACAGGCUUCCUGGCUGUAGACAAUAAUAUUGACUAUAUUACACAAGGUAGUUUCCGACAGGCGAGCGCCAAUGUUGACUAUGUUGUAGACUUUGAUAUGGCAGGCAUUGGACUUGGACCUCAUCAACGAGCAUUUGAUAUUUUAACAAAUGAUAUAGCUAAGAAUCGAUACUUUGGAUUUCAACCUUACGUGAAGUAUAAACAAUUUUGCAACCAAAAAGAAUAUACGUCAUUCGAUGAUUUAUCUAAUGAGAUUGAUCCUGAACGUAUAGAACUACUCAAAGAAAUUUAUGAGCAUGUAGAAGAUAUAGAUCUCUUAGCUGGUAUUUGGAUGGAGAAACUAAUUAAAGGUGGCUCAGUGCCGAGUACAUUCUACUGUCUCGUAGUAGAACAAUUAAUAAGAAAUAUGAUCUCUGACAGACACUGGUACGAGAGGUCUAAUAGACCGAACGCUUUUACCUUAGAACAACUACAAGAAAUAAGAAAGGUAACAGUAUCCCGUUUGCUGUGCGACGUAGCUGAUGGUGUAAUGGAAAUUCAGCCACACGGAUUCCUCAGGGCGGGUCACAAGUAAUUUUUUUAUUUUGGUUUUUAGAUUUUAUAUAUGAUAAAAGUUGUCAAAAAAUUACAGUAUCACAGUUAACAAACUAAGUUUUUAAUUAAUUUGGUUUCGUUUGACUAAAAUAAUUAACAUAAUAUGCCGUUUGGUCCCAGCAUAGAAUAGGCCACCCCUUCCUUGCCCCUUCCUUUCCCCUGGGUGUCGUAAGAAGCGACUAAGGGAGAACGAGAGAUGGACAGCAGCAUCCUU
Molecule: messenger RNA, 2115 nt
Organism: Galleria mellonella (greater wax moth)
Lineage: Eukaryota; Metazoa; Arthropoda; Insecta; Lepidoptera; Pyralidae
Product: peroxidase-like
Exons: 11
Coding region: 79-1881 (600 amino acids)
Biological process (GO): response to oxidative stress
Molecular function (GO): peroxidase activity; heme binding
Source: RefSeq, a predicted model, not a curated record